Molecule: messenger RNA, 590 nt
Organism: Dothidotthia symphoricarpi CBS 119687
Lineage: Eukaryota; Fungi; Ascomycota; Dothideomycetes; Pleosporales; Dothidotthiaceae
Exons: 1
Coding region: 122-439 (105 amino acids)
Source: RefSeq, a predicted model, not a curated record
CCUUUCCGCUCUGUUUUGAUCUUACCGCGAGAUACCCUUUCUUGCUCUUUAAUCGUUAAUCCUGCGUUUUCUGUUCGGGUCGAUCAUCACUGUAACACUAGUCUACUACCGGGUCGAACGGAUGGGAACUGCAUUGGGUGGGUCACAGGAAAAAGUCUGUUUUUCUUUGCGAUACCCCCUCCUUCGAGUCUUUUUCUGCUUUCUUCAAUUUUUUGCUCUCUUGACAGCGUUUUUUUGUGUGGGUCUCUUUUUUUGUUUGCAAGCAAGGUGUUCAGGCUGGUGGGCUGGGACCGCGGGCCAUCGCAUCAUCAUCAUCGUCAUCUAUAUUGAUGAGGUGUUCUGUUUCUCUCGGGGUUCUCUUGUUAUUGUUUUUUGUCUUCUCAGGCAUAUCGCGAUGUGUGUGUGUUCUAGAUCUGGGAAACAGCCGGCUUGUAUAUAGCGACAGGCAUUUUCUCAUGGGACCUCACGGUCGAAAGUAGUUAUUUACCUUUCAUCUGCCAUGUUUUACCAAAUAUUAUCCAUCGGUCCGUCUACUUCUUCAAUUUUGACUCUUUUGCAAAUCCCCACUGUGCGCGCUUCACCGCUACUGA